This is a messenger RNA of Gamsiella multidivaricata, 992 nucleotides long. RefSeq names its product TIM21-domain-containing protein. The coding region runs from base 176 to 922 and encodes 248 amino acids. Gene Ontology annotation, cellular component: TIM23 mitochondrial import inner membrane translocase complex. The record is from RefSeq and is a predicted model, not a curated record. The transcript is spliced from 5 exons. Gene Ontology annotation, biological process: protein import into mitochondrial matrix. Lineage: Eukaryota; Fungi; Mortierellomycota; Mortierellomycetes; Mortierellales; Mortierellaceae.
GCUCGUCCAACGUGACGUGGCCACCCAAGGACUGCUUCCAAAACACGAAACCCUACUUUUGAACGGGAGCGUGCAGCCCCACACCUCCCCGGGCUCCCGUCAAACGACCACGACCUCAACCAACACGACCGCGCUCAUUUCGGCACUUACAGGGAAACCCAAAGCAUAAAAGACAAUGAGGCUCCUUCACCAAGCUGGACAACGCGCCUGGGGCGCCUCCCGCGCACUUUCUUCCAGAACCACCGUUCUCUCGCAAUGCAUUCACCACCAGCGCUCACAGAUCGCCCUCAGGACCUCGACCUCUGCCUCGGAGAGACAAUCUCUCAGGAACAUGGCCACCGAGCAAUCUAAAGGCUCGAACUACGGCUCUCAGAAACCCUUCAAUGCGGCCGGCGCUUUGACUCACCACGCAGAGAAGAAGCAAUGGAAGGAUCUCAGCACGCCCGAGAAAGUCGUAACAGCAACAAAGGCCACUACCAACUAUACAGUCAUCGCUGUAGGAGUCGUCCUUGUCGGAGCUAUCGGAUACGCCAUCGUCUCAGAACUCUUUGGGCCCAACAGCGACACCCACGUCUUUGGCGAUGCGCUCGAAAAGGUCCGCAACAACGAAAGGCUCCAGGAUGUCAUUGGGUCCCCCAUGAAGGGGCACGGAGAGCCCUCCUCUAGCAAAAGACGCCGGAAUCGUCGUAUCCAAUCGCAAGUGGUUCUGGACGCAGAGGGCAAGGAACAUCUUUUGAUGCGGUUUUACGUCGAGGGACCCGAUAACGAGGGAACAGCACAUUUGGAGAUGGUCAAGGAUCAGCGCAGCAAUUGGGAGUACAAGUAUCUCUUUGUUGAUAUCCCAGGUGGCGUCAGAGCUGCAGAACGCGUUUUCGUUGAGUACAAUAAGAAUGCAGGAGUGCCUGCCAUUGAACACAAGUAGAGGAAUGUUUGCGGAUCAAAUGGAUCGUCGGCCAUUUAUUGUCAAUAAAAAGGACUCGGUCAAAAUGAAG